CUCCCCGCAUCAGGGAUGCGCACCCGCGAGGAGGUGGACGCGACACUGCAGAUCGCGAAGCUGAACCCCUCGGAGCUACUCCCCACCGUGCACUGCCUGAGCUUCAGCCCCGGGGCCAGCGGAGCCACGGCCGGGGACUUCUGCCUGGUGGAGCUCGAGCCCGCGCUUUGCCAGCAGCUGGAGGCGGGGCACAGUCUUGUGAUCCGUGGUGACAAAGAUGAACAGGCAGUGAUUUGCAGCAAAGAGAAAACCUAUGACCUGAAAAUAGCAGAUACUUCAAAUAUGUUGCUUUUUAUACCAGGCUGCAAAACGCCAGAUCAAAUAAGAACUGAGGAAAUGCCUUCUAACAUAAUUCACACUGAGAUCUUUGGUUUUGCUAACAAUUAUUGGGAAUUAAGAAGAUGUAGGCCAAAAUUAAAGAAACUGAAGAAACUUUUGAUGGAAAAUCCAUAUGAAGGGCCUGAUGCUCAAAAGGAAAAGGAUUCAAAUCUUUCAAAAUAUACAAUGGCAGACUUGCUUGAUCAAAUUCAGGCAAGUGAGGAGGAAAUCCUGGCCCAUUUACAAGUUCUACAUGCCUGUGAAAUUGAAGGUUACUGGAGGAGUCUUGAAUUUGAUUAUGAGAUGAAACUUCUAAAUCACAUAACCCAGCUUGUGGAUUCUGAAUCUUGGCCUUUUAAUAGAGUUCCUUUAACUGCUUGUCUUCAGGAACUUGGACCACUGGAACCAGAGCAAAUGAUAGAACACUGUCUUGAGUGUUAUGGAAAGAAAUAUAUGGAUGAAGGCGACAUUUAUUUUGAAUUAAAUACUGAUAAAAUAUGCAGAGCAACAGCACAGAUGCUGUUACAGAAUGCAGUGAGAUUUAAUCUCUCUGAAUUUCAGGAAGUGUGGCAACAGAGUGUCCCUGAAGGAAUGACAACGAGAAUGGAUCAGCUGAAGGGUUUAGCACUCAUGGAUAAAUACACGCGGCCAGAGACUAUAUUUUUGCUAAAGGUAGAUGAUUUACCUGAAGAAAAUCAGGAAAGAUUCAAUAGCUUAUUCACUCUAAGAGAGAAGUGGACAGAAGAAGAUAUUGCUCCAUAUAUUCAAGAUCUGUGUGGAGAGAAGCAAACAAUUGGCGCAUUGCUCACCAAGUAUGCUCGUUCAUCAAUGCAGAAUGGUGUCAAAUUUUAUAAUUCUAGAAGACCUGUAUCUUAAAAGCCAAAGAUAAUAUACUUUACCUGUUGGCUGU
Trichosurus vulpecula (common brushtail) is the source of this 1228-nucleotide messenger RNA. It is a transcript of the gene DSCC1, whose product is annotated as DNA replication and sister chromatid cohesion 1. The record is from RefSeq and is a predicted model, not a curated record. Bases 16 to 1194 code for a protein of 392 amino acids. The transcript has 9 exons. Gene Ontology annotation, biological process: mitotic sister chromatid cohesion; maintenance of mitotic sister chromatid cohesion. Gene Ontology annotation, cellular component: nucleus; chromatin; chromosome, centromeric region. NCBI's taxonomy places the organism in Eukaryota, Metazoa, Chordata, Mammalia, Diprotodontia, Phalangeridae.